CGAUCACGAAUUGAAUUAAACGAGGGUGCCCGUUCCCCUCGAGCCGGCCGCUGCUGCUCCGGGUUACGGCGGCGGAACGCUGCGAGGGCAACGCCGGGUGCGCGUCCGUUCGGUGCGCGGAGAUUGCUUCAACCCGACCUGAAAUCGACGGGAGCUGCACACGGACGGAGGUUAAACUCUUUGAGAAAGUGUCGUCUGUCUCGUUAGGAGCGAGGGCUGACCAGGGAGCGGGUCUGUUGCGUGGGUCGGGGUCGGGGUGAGGAGCGUUUUGACGGGGUCCUCCCGCCUGGGAGACCUCGGGUGUGCGUGUGUGCGUGCGUGUGUGCGUGCGUGUGUGUGUGUGUGUGUGUGUGUCCCCGUGCCCGCUCCGCGCAUACAAAGCCGCUUCCGUCCGCCGCCUGCGAUGUGCGAAUAAUUUUCGUCGGGGAGUUACACGGAACGGGAAAGCUUUUAGCACAUUAUCCGCCCGCAAUUGGGCUCUAAUCUCAUUGCCAGCCCUCGGGUAUUAAUAGAGCCUUUCUCUUCCCAGCAUGGAUUUGCAUCGGGGAGAUACCGAAUCGGCCGCCUCUCUUGGUGGCGGCCGUGUUUUCCACGGCAAAAGGCAGCGAGGGGUCUUCGUGUAAUUGGGGGUGGGGGGAGGAGAUGGAAGUGUUUUUAAAUCUCGGGGGGAAGUAUAAUGAAAUGGCUCUGCCGUGCCAGAGGGACGCCAACGGCAAACCUCUGGGUGUGCUACUCAGAAAGAGCUGCGGUGCUCGUUUCGUGUGCUUUGCAGCACUGACGGAUUUCGUUCAAACGGGUUCGCAGAAGGCGAAACGCUCCGUCCCGCUCGGGCGAAGCGGUGCUGCCGAGGGGGGCAGCGACAAAGAGCGGUGACAUCCCCGGGGAUCGGGGGGCAGCGGGCACCCCAAGCCCGACAUCCCAAGCCCCGGCGAUCCCAGCUCGCGGCCCCGCUCCACGCGCGUCUCCGCCAGGCCCGGGUGGGGCGGCCGGAGCCGGCCCCCCAUUCGUUGCCCCGGGGAGUGGGGGGCCAGACGGGCCUCGUUCCCUCAUCCUCAUCAAAACCGAGAAUUUAAAGGUUCUCGCCGGACGGAGAGAAACCCUGCCCAGCUCGCAGAUCUGCUUUCUCUCUCUCUCUCCCUCUCUCGGGGAAGGACCCCGUUUGAAACAAAACGAAGCCCCACUCUGCACACUCCGCACGUUGUACCGGCGGGGUCCCGGUUCCGGCUCCUCAGGAAGGCACGGGUAGGGCCGGGUCAGACCCGCACCGUGAGCCACGAACAGUGCCGCACCUGCAUGGCAGCCCCCGCCGGGCCGGGCGCUUUAUUGCCCCGCUGCCCUGGACGGAGAGGAGCGGCCGGGCGGCAGUGCCGCUGCUGGGCUCUACGUUCGCCCCAUCCGUGAGAGUGGAAGCCCAAAGAGCUGCCGGAUCUCCUACGAGGCAAAGCGAGAUCUCCUCUGUACAUAUAUAUAUAUAUAUAUAUAUAUAAAAUUUUAUUUUUGUAUUGAAUACGCAUUUGUCACGUAGUGUAUAUAUAUGCAUUGAGGGAGCUCUGCUGAUGCAAAGGCAGCUCCGCGGAUGCUCUUGAGCGAUCCCAGCAGCGCGCUGCUGCCCCUGCAGCUCUCCCGGACCCCGUUUUGAGUUUAGAAGGUGGAACUUAGCUACAAAUUCGCGCCUGCCCUUGACUCGUUUCGGGGAGCAAAGCCGUUCUGUUUAUUUUAUUCGAGGAACUUCAGUUACAUUCCCGCUUCUUUAUUUACGGACAAGUGCUCACAUGGUGCUGUGGUGCUGUGCAGAGCUGGGAUUUGGGCUCCACGGUCCUUGUGGGCCCCUUCCAACUCGGGACGUCCUGUGGUUCUGUGUCUCUGUGACUCUGAGAGCUGAAGGGAGCACGAGUCCGUUCCCAUCGCCGCCCCAGAGCAGCCCUCAGCUGUGACUCUCCUGGAUCUCCUCGCUCUGCGCGCUCCACCAGCAGCACUCGGUGCGGGGCUGGGGCCGCGCUGGGACUCCGCGGGACCGGCACAAAGCACGGGGGAUUCCGCUACGGGAAAACCGACGCCGAGAGCGGGGCGGCCCGGGGGAGCUCAGCGCCCGCGGAAAGAGCGCGGGGACGGCCGCCCCCUGCCCACCCCUCCUCCUCCUCCUUCUCCUCCUCCUCCCGCAUCCUCCUCCUGCUCCAUCCUCCUCCUCCUCCCGCCUCCGCCCCCUCCUCCGCGGCCGCGCCGAGCCCGGGGCCCUUGACGUGUCCCGCCGCCGAUUGGCCGCCGGCCGAUAGCAUCUCGGCGGCCGCGCGUUAAGGCGGGGGAGAGCGCGGGCCCGGCUGCAGAGAGCCGCUGCGACGGGACGGGACGGGACGGGACGGGACGGGACGGGACAGGACAGAGCGGAGAAUAGCGGAGUCGAGCCGCCCCGGCGGGGCUCGCCAUGGAGUACACACCGCCCCCGAAGCCGCAGCUCUCGUCGCGGGCCAACGCCUUCUCCAUCGCCGCCCUGAUGUCGAGCGGCAGCUCCAAGGACAAGGAGGCCGCCGAGAGCACCAUCAAGCCGCUGGAGCAAUUCGUUGAGAAGUCCUCCUGCGCGCAGCCUCUGAGCGAUCUGUCCGGCCUGGAGCCCCACGGGGACUUCAGCGGCAGCCCCUCGGCCCUGUGUACCGAGCCCCUCAUCCCCACCACCCCCAUCAUCCCCAGCGAGGAGAUGGCCAAAAUCUCCUGCAGCCUGGAGACCAAGGAGCUGUGGGACAAGUUUCACGAGCUGGGCACGGAGAUGAUCAUCACCAAGUCCGGCAGGAGGAUGUUUCCCACGAUCAGGGUUUCUUUCUCGGGGGUGGAUCCUGAAGCCAAGUACAUCGUGCUAAUGGAUAUCGUUCCGGUGGACAAUAAGAGAUACAGAUAUGCCUACCACCGCUCCUCCUGGCUGGUAGCUGGGAAAGCUGACCCUCCGCUCCCAGCAAGGCUGUACGUGCACCCCGAUUCCCCGUUCACAGGUGAGCAGUUGCUGAAGCAGAUGGUGUCGUUUGAGAAGGUGAAGCUCACGAACAACGAGCUGGAUCAGCAUGGCCACAUCAUUUUAAACUCCAUGCACAAGUACCAGCCAAGAGUCCACAUCAUUAAGAAGAAAGAUCACACGGCUUCUUUGUUAAAUCUGAAAUCCGAAGAGUUCAGGACAUUUAUCUUUCCAGAGACAGUUUUUACUGCUGUCACAGCCUACCAGAAUCAAUUGAUAACCAAGUUGAAAAUUGACAGCAACCCUUUUGCCAAAGGAUUCCGCGACUCUUCCAGACUCACUGAUAUCGAGAGAGAAAGUGUGGAGAGCCUUAUCCAAAAGCAUUCCUAUGCCCGAUCCCCAAUUCGAACCUAUGGUGGAGAAGAUGAUCUGGGAGAUGACAGCCAGGCAACGCAAAGCAGAGGAUCAGCUUUUACAACAUCUGAUAACCUGUCCCUCAGUUCCUGGGUAUCCUCGUCAACCAGUUUUCCUGGAUUUCAGCAUCCCCAGUCUUUGAGUGCCCUGGGUACCAGCACUGCAUCCAUUGCUACGCCUAUUCCUCAUCCAAUCCAAGGAUCCUUGCCUCCCUACAGCCGCUUGGGAAUGCCUCUAACGCCCUCUGCGAUAGCCAGCUCCAUGCAAGGUACUGGCCCCACUUUCCCUUCUUUCCACAUGCCAAGGUACCACCAUUACUUUCAGCAGGGUCCUUAUGCAGCCAUCCAGGGACUGCGUCACUCCUCCGCAGUCAUGACACCGUUUGUAUGACUGAUGUAAGAUGACAGAAGCAUAAGAUUUUAAAUGUGCAAGCUUGGUAUGAAAAAAUAUAAGGGACCUUCUCAAAAGGCCUGCGGUGGGAGACUGCUGAACUCAAACCAGCUAAGAAAAUGCUUUGUGGAGAUUGAUUCCUCCAUUGAGGGAUCACAAGAAGAGAGCACGCAGCUUGGAGCUGCUCACAGACCUAUGUGUAACACAGUCAAAACAGAUCCCAGAGUUCCCAGGAUUUCUGGUCAUGUGCAGGUUGUUCCAAAGGUUCGUUAAGCCUCGUGGAAAGAGACUAUGUUUAUGCAGCAGUGUACAAAUUAAUUGUGUGUAAGUCUUUUUCUGUAUGCUAGAAGGAUUCUGAAAAAGGCAAUACUCUUAUUCAUCCUCACCUCUUCUUGUGACUAAUGAGCAUCUAAACAGAAAAAUGUAUCCCUGUAACUUUGAGCAUGUUUUAGGCUAUGGGAAUAGGAAUGGGACAAAGUGGAGAAAGGCCACUGUCCUUUUUAAAAGUCUGGCUUUUAUUCACCAAGAGCAGUAUUUUAUAAUUGCUACUAUAAUCUCAUAGAGAAAAUCAUUAGCAAGUAUUUAUUUCUUUCUUUGAUCUUUCUUUGUUUCUUUCACAAAACACUUCACAGUUCUGAGAAGAACUGUGUUACAGGCCGGAAGCAGUAAUGAUGCAUUCUGUUCUGCUUCUCUCAUAUCCUAGGAGGAGCAAUUUAGCAGUCCAAUAAGAUAUGAUGAAGGAAAACACUGAGUUUUAGAAAAUCUGUUGCUUUUAAACUUAGAAACUCAAGACACUAAAUUUUUAAGCCAAAGCUACUGUUUGCUGCUGUGCUUGCCAUAUGUCCAGCUGCAAAUGAGUACCAUUAUUUAGCAGUAUUUCAGGUUAGAUCAGUCUAUAUCUAGACUCUAGAUCAAUAAUCAGUAGAUUCAUACAAAAAUAAUAUCGUGGAGUGUCUUUCUGCUUAUUCUGUUUUCUUGGUCAUAGGUGUUGCUAGACAAGCUGUUUGGCCAAGACACAAGAGUUGUACUUUUGAGUUUUUCAAGUCCCAGUUUCCUUGGGAAAAUAUCAUUGACGAGGUUUGCCUAUAAUUUUUUUUAUUCACAUCUGCCUUAUUUUAGUUAGUGAGAAGAGUUCUCACUGAAAAUACUGCCCGCUUUUUCUAGUACGUUGUGUUUGAUGCAACAGAAGAUCCGUGGAUUCAUAGGAAAAAAUGACCUCUGCAGAGAGCUAGCAUGAAUCCUUUGCACUGCUGAAAAGGGAACUGGUGUGAUGCUGGUUUUCUGCCUGUAAAUAAGUCAACACAGACUUUCUGUGUGUUGUUGCAUCCAAGUUGUAGUGGUAACAUCUAUUAGUAAAAAAAGGACUUGCAAUUCAAUCUUACAUAAUAAAAGAUUAGUGUAGAGCUGGAACAGAUAGAAAGACAUUUUGGCACUAUUCUCCUCUACUCUUGACCAGUGGAUGUUGGUGACAUAAAAUGAGAAGUAUAGUGCAGUCCACUGAGUGAAGUGCAGGGCAGGUCACCAGCUUCUGUUGUUGUCCCAGUGCCUCAUCAUACCAUCCUGGUCACAGACAGCAGUAACAACAUCCCAGACUUUUCCCAGCUUAGGCCAGUGCAUACAUUGAAAGAUAAGGACCAUCUAUGUAUUUUCCAGUAGUUGAAUUUAGGAUCUCGCAAAUUGGCCAUUACAAUCCCCUUAGUCAUUUGCUGUAUCAUCCUAAUUUUCCCUUUACUCAUUGUUGGGCAUGCUAAUAAAAAAUGACCUGGGAAAAAUUGGCAACUUUUGUGCUCUGCACGUGAGUGAAACCAAACCUCUAUUUGCAGUCUCUGGGUUUAGCACUACUACAAGCAGGUCUGUAAAAACAUGAGCCAACCUCUGCAGUUUUUAAGUGGCUUAGAAUCAGACAGUGACCAAAUUGUCUUGAUAUAUCUAAACAUUAAAUUUUGCUAUAGAUUCAUCUGGAAAGUGCACGUUGCAAGGUUGAGCGUGCUCAUGGCCUGUUCUAACAUAAUAAUACUAUUUUUCAUGAAAUUACAUGACACUGAAAAAAAUCUAGAUUAUACUAGAAGAGUGCUGCAAGAAAAUACCUCCUUAAGUAAAUAUCCAAUUCUACAGGCAUAAAAAUUUCAGGGGAGAUUUGGAAGGAAACUUUAAUGUCUCUUCUUCAACUGCUUGACUUCUGUUUAAAAAAACAAACAAAAAAAAGCACACAGCUGUACGAAGGUCCUGUGGUGAAGUUCUUUACAGCCUGUGGGGAAGUUCUGUUUCUCAUAUCUAUUUCCUUUUGCAGCUCCAUUAACUUAUCUGAAGCUGCAGUGAAUACGGUUAGGUCCAGAAAUCAAACCAGUAGCUUUAAUCCUGAUACUCAUGCUAGAAAGGGGUCAAGUAGGAGGAAGGCAGCUUUCUCAUGGCUUCAGAAAUAAGUUUGCAACAGGUAAGUUGGCUUAGGCAAGCUGUUGAAGUUAUCUAAAGACUGCCCAUAUGUUGACCUGUCCUUCCUUUGUGAGUCAAAUUUGGAGAAAUAAACCGUACAAUUUUUAGCCCUUCUCCAAUCUCAGUUCUAAAAACACCAAUAUUUGGCAUGUAAAAAUUCCCCUGGUUCUGCUUCAGAGAAAAUGCUCCAGGUUCUUCUUGAAGGAAUGAAACCCGAUUUUGACAUCAUUUACAAAAAUAAUGAAAAGCAUUUGUCUUUCAUUUGGUGUAAGUAAAAUGUGUUGCAUACCUGAAAAAGAUGGCAG
This is a messenger RNA of Lagopus muta (rock ptarmigan), 6483 nucleotides long. RefSeq names its product T-box transcription factor 20 (gene TBX20). The transcript is spliced from 8 exons. Gene Ontology annotation, cellular component: nucleus. Gene Ontology annotation, molecular function: DNA-binding transcription factor activity, RNA polymerase II-specific; RNA polymerase II cis-regulatory region sequence-specific DNA binding. NCBI's taxonomy places the organism in Eukaryota, Metazoa, Chordata, Aves, Galliformes, Phasianidae. Gene Ontology annotation, biological process: positive regulation of DNA-templated transcription; heart looping; vasculogenesis. The record is from RefSeq and is a predicted model, not a curated record. Bases 2423 to 3745 code for a protein of 440 amino acids.